Molecule: messenger RNA, 1041 nt
Organism: Arvicanthis niloticus (Nile rat)
Lineage: Eukaryota; Metazoa; Chordata; Mammalia; Rodentia; Muridae
Product: CMRF35-like molecule 5
Cellular component (GO): plasma membrane
Molecular function (GO): transmembrane signaling receptor activity
Source: RefSeq, a predicted model, not a curated record
AUGUGGCAGUUUCCUGCUCUGUUCCUCCUUAUCCUCCCAGGCUGCUUCACUGCUCAGGAUCCAGUCACAGGUCCACAGGAGGUGAGCGGUCAGGAGCAGGGCUCCUUGACAGUGCAGUGCCGAUAUGCCUCAGCCUGGAAGGGUUACAACAAGUACUGGUGCCGAGGAGGUAAUCAGGUAACAUGUGAGCUUCUUGUUGAAACCAAUGGAUCAAAACAGUUGGUGAAGAAGAACCGUGUGUCCAUCAGGGAUGACCAGACAGACUUCAUCUUCACAGUGACCAUGGAGGAUCUGAGGAUGAGUGAUGCUGGCAUUUACUGGUGUGGAAUUACACAAUCUGGAAAGGAUCCCAUGUUUAAAGUUAGUGUGGACAUUGACCCAGGCUGCUGCACUGAUCAGCAUUCAGUCACAGGUCCACGGGAGGUGAGCAGUCAGGAGCAGGGCUCCUUGACAGUGCAGUGCCGAUAUGCCUCAGCCUGGAAGGGUUACAACAAGUACUGGUGCCGAGGAGGUAAUAGGAAAAGAUGUGAGCUUCUUGUUGAAACCAAUGGAUCAAAACGGUUGGUGAAGAAGAACCGUGUGUCCAUCAGGGAUGACCAGACAGACUUCAUCUUCACAGUGACCAUGGAGGACCUGAGGAUGAGUGAUGCUGGCAUUUACUGGUGUGGAAUUGCAAAAGUUGGAAGGGAUCCCGUGUUUAAAGUUAGUGUGAACAUUGACCCAGCCCCAGAAAGUUCAACUAUGAUCACCAUAGCCACAGUUCUGACAUACACAUCACCAACCAUGGUGAAUACUGGGAUGGAGAACAUUGGCAAUGGAUCAGUGUCUCAAAGCAGUCCCCACACCAGGUCCCUGCUGAGCAGUUCCUCCUUCCAGCUGCUGGUCUUUCUGAAGUUACCCCUGUUCCUGUGCAUGCUCAGUGCUGUCCUCUGGGUGAACAGGCCUCAGAGAUGCUUUGAGAGAGGUGAAGUUGGCCUGGUGAAGACCCAUAGUUCUGUUGCCUGGAACAGAGGGAAAAACUUCUCAGGAGAUGGAAAAUGA